AACAAAGCCUAAUUACUUCAUAGUUAUGAACCAUAGUUAAGUCAGUUUAAUUCAGUUAAACUGUUAAGAAUAAAAUUCUGUUCAUAUUUAAUUCUGUAGUAUUACUUCAUAAUAUUAAUUUCAAAAAAUAAAAACUGGGUCAAUUUGAGAAUGAAAAUAAUCCAACUUCCCAACUUCUCUCUCUACUGUAUAUAUUUAAACUGUGUUUUAAUUAUGGAAACCUGUAAAACUGGCUUUUGUGAUCUUUGAUUACUUAUUCACUAAUGCCCUAUUUCAAGUUUAUGCUAUUGUGUACAUAAUAAGGUUCAGCAGCAUACUCAAACAAUUUUCUUUAAAAUUUGGAUGUCAUAAAUGGAAUCCUGUUGUUUCUAUAGAAUUUACUAUAAUUCAGAAAAUACUGUGUUUAAGUACUAUGUGCAAAAAAAAUUCUACAUUCAUACUCAAAUUAGUAUGUGAUAAAUAUUCAUUUAAACAUUACUGUACAGGAAAUUACAGCUAGUGCUCACAGCUGAGAUCAGCAAUUCAAUCAGUAGGCAACAUGGUUGUAAAGUAAAACAUUACAUGACUGUGCCUGACUUACAAUGUCAGUUUGUCAGCUUCAGCUAUGAUCAUUAAACAAAUCACCAUUGUUAAGUGUGAGCACCACUUGUGACUUUCUGCCAGCUUCCCCACUAACUUGGUUUGUCAAAAGCAAAUGACUAUUUGAAGACUGCAAAUGGUGAUCACAUGAGGACCCUGCAAUUGGCAUAAAUGUGUACCAGUUGUCAAGCACCCAAAUCGCAAUCAUGUGUUUGUGGAGACACUGCAUGAGCCAUAACUUUGAGGAUGAGUUAUAAAGUCUCCUUUUUAAUGCCAUCAAAACUUUAGUCUCUAAGUGUUCAGAAAGCUGUAGUUGAGAGUGGUAGAGAUGUAAAUUAUUGAUUUUUAUAUAUGUAACACAAUGCCCAUAUGAAAAUGAAGUGGAUUCCUCCUCUCACAGCAUGUAGUAUUUUGGUUUUGAUAGCUGCAUCCUAUGCAGGCUUCCAUCUGAGCAUGGAAGAGCAAUAAAUCUCAAGUAAGUUCUUAUCUAGACAGAUAUUAUUUGUAUAGUAAAUCUCUUUCUGGAAUUUUAAAGAAGAUUCUUGGGUCAAGUCAUCAUUUUACCAUCUUUAAAUGAAUUAGGAUAGAGAAAAUUUUGGACAGGUGACUGAGUACCACCUUUAUGAAUAGUUCUAGGGGAAGGAAAAUUACUGGGCAUAGAUUGAUGUGAGACAAACUACAUGGGCAGGUCAUGUAUAUUAUUGGGCCAAAUUUCAUUGGUUUUUAGUGUCACUCAUUCAAUUUUGGAACUCUUUAAAUUUGUAUGUUUGUUUUCUUGCUAAAUCGUGUUAUUAAUAUAACUAUGCAAAUCUGGUUACUGAGCUUGUUAAAUAUGUGUGUAAGAUGAAAUUGUUUUACAAAGUUAACAUGUAGGACUCCAAAAAGUAAAUAUUUUUAGAAUGAAACAAUUCAUAACAAAAUGAUGCUAAAUUCUACCCUAGUGAUAUCAUAAUCCAUGGUCACAAAUUCUAUAGAAUGUUGAACACUGGGAGGCUUUGAGAUAUUUAUAUCUCUUAGAUUACUAAAGAUGCCUUAAGUGAUUUCUAGACUUAUAAAAACAUAGAUAUGAAGAUCUUCACAUGUCAGUUUUCCAGGUAGACCAGAUAGUCUCCUUUACAGGCUUGAGAACCUAGGGAAGGUCCUAAUCUAACCCUAACACUAGGGAAGGUCCCUUCUGAUCUUUCUUUGUCCAUUAGACAGCUGAUGCUGUGUCCUCUGUUACCUGACCGUUCCCUAGGCAGCAUUUACCUGUACAUAAUUUCAAGGAAAACUACUUUUCCAUGUGUUUUAACUCUAUCCUUUCCUCCCAAGACAAUGUCUAUUAAUUGGAUAUUAUUUAGAAUACAUCAGUCUGAACCAUCAGAUGAGUGAUAGAAUAAUUUAAUGUCUUGCUGCAGUCUAAAUUCUUCUGCUAGGAAACACAAACACUUAAUUUUAAAGGAACCUAGUCUCAGAAAUGGCUGUUUUCUUUUCAUGUUUGCACCCUAUGUUCUAACAGCUCGGCAAAUCCACAGUUACAUUUACUUACAUUUAUAUUUGUUUAAACUAGGAAUAGCUCCACAAAUCCAGGAUUUGCUUGGAAAAGUAGACUUUACAGAGGAAGAAAUAAGUAAUAUGCGGAAGGAACUGGAAAAAUAUGGUAUACAGAUGCCAUUAUUUAAUAAAAUUGGAGGACUCUUGACCAGUGAGCUUUCAUUGGAUGAAGCUGCAUUGCAUGCUGCAGUUAUUGCAGUUAAUGAAGCUAUUGAGAAGGGAAUUGCAAAUCAGACUAUCAAAACAUUGCAAAAUCCUAAUGCCAAGUUAGUAAAUGUGGAUGAUAAUUUUGCCCAUGAAUAUCAGAAGGAACUUUCUGGAGCAAAAAAGAAAAAACAAGAGAAUGCAAAACUUAAGAGUGACUCAAUUUUGGAAGAGGAAAGAGAUGUAUAUGAAGAAUUGCUUACACAAGCUGAAAUCCAGGGAAACAUCAAUAAGGUCAACCUUCACAUAGCUUUAGCCCAAGUGAAUGAGGCUAUUGACAUGCAAGAUGAAGUGGCACUAAUGGCAGGCUUGAACAACCCAGCUCUGAGCCUGCUUGAAGUUCUGCUGCAAAAUUCCUCCUGGUACCUAGCACAGUUAUUUGAUACUAAAGAGCAGAGAACACAGAUAGCAGGGGUUCCAAUUAUCCUCGACAAAAAUGAGAUACAGAAUGAAGUUAGUGUUGCCAAUGAGGAAUCAGACUCUCACAAAUUUAAACUUAUUGCAGUUGACAAUAUUAACAUUGCAAUUCGUAACUGUGACUCAAACAUGACAAUUGCUGCUUUAAUGAAACCUGAAGCCCAGUUACCUGAAGUUUACCCUUCUGCUGCCUCUGUCUAUCAGACUGAACUCUUCAAUCUUCAGCAACAGAAUGCUAUGAAAUACUUAGCUCAUGAUGAACUGUCUAUUGCUGUUGAAAUGCUCUCAGCUGUCGUGCUGUUAAAUCAGGCUUUGGAAAGCAAGAACAUAGAGGCAAUAAAAGCACACCUCAGCAACUCAUCCAUUGGCUUUAACAAUGUGGAGGAAGAGAACUUGCAACGUUGUGCUGACACCUUGCUGUCUAUUAAAUUAGAGGCUUUGUCUCAAGGACAACAAUAUUUAAGCUGGAAUGACAUCCAGAACUGUAUUGAUAUGGUUAAUACACAAAUUCAAGAAGAAAAUGAUAAAAUUUUGGCAGUGGGUUUUAUUAAUGAGGCUAUUGAUCGAGGAAAUCCAAUAAGAACACUAGAAACCCUGCUGUUUCCCACAGCAAAAUUGCAGAAUGUAAAAGAAGCAAAUGCCUGGCAUUAUCAAGCAGUUCUGAACAAUGCAAAAACACGCAAAUGUCAGGAAUCUCAUGAUGAUUCAUCCAUGCUUUGGCUAAAUGAAAUACAGAAAGGAAUUGAUGAUGCUAACAGAAACUUGGAAGAGGCAUCAAAAUUGGCUAUUGGAAUAUGUAUGAUAAACCAGUGUUUAGAAAAAGGUGAUUCUGCAACGAUCAUCACAAUUUUACAGUCGCCUAAUUUCAGUCUGAAAGCUGUUCCAGAAUGUGCUGAAAUCUACUAUGAACAUUUGCAGGAAGCUAAGAGUUUAAAAACCAAAGAACCUGAUGAAGGCCCAUGGAUCAAAUUUUUAAUUCAAGAUAGCUAUGAUUAUUAUUUCAAUGAAGAAAGUGAAGAGGGUACAUGUGCUCCUCCUGAAGGAAUUACUCCCAAAACAUCCUGGCUCACUGGGGAAGAGAUUCAGAAAAUUGUCAGUGAGAUCACAUCAAAUUAUAAUAGAGAACAAUUAUGGUUUGCAAAUGAGGACCUGAUCAUUCAGCUGCAAGCUAAAGCAAAGGGAUUUUUAGUCAGAAAAAAAUAUAAAGAAAGAAAAACAUACCUCCAAGCCCAGGAGCCAUCAGUGAUAAAAAUACAGGCAUUUUGGAAAGGGUAUAAACAAAAGAAAAAUUACACGGAAAGACUUCAGAUGUUGCAGACAAAUGUUGCCUCAGUUAUCAAGAUUCAGUCAUGGAUCAAAAUGUGGUUAGCAAGAAGAGCAUACAAAGAACGGAUACAAUAUUUCAAAGAUCAUAAUGAAGAAAUUGUGAAAAUUCAAGCAUUCCUUAAAGCAAACAAAGCUAGGGAAGAUUAUAGAACAUUGACUAGUUCUGCAAAUCCUCCUUUGAAUGUCUUGCGCAAAUUUGCUUAUCUCAUGGAUCAGAGUGAUUUAGAUUUUCAAGAAGAGCUAGAAGUUACAAGGCUAAGGGAAGAGGUGGUCACCAAUAUCCGAUCUAGUCAACAGUUAGAAAAAGAUUUGAACUUAAUGGAUAUUAAAAUAGGAUUGCUGGUUAAAAACAGAAUAACAUUGCAGGAUGUUGUGUCACAUAGCAAGAAGCUGAACAAAAAAAGCAAAAACCAGCUGCAAGAGAUGGUAACUGGAGAAAAGCAAGGCAUCAAAGGCUUGAGCAAAGAGAGGAGAAAAAAACUGGAAGCCUAUCAACACUUGUUUUACCUUCUUCAGACUAAUCCAACUUAUUUGGCAAAGCUCAUUUUCCAGAUGCCCCAGAACAAAUCCACUAAAUUUAUGGAUACAGUUAUCUUCACACUAUACAAUUAUGCUUCUAAUCAACGAGAAGAAUACUUACUUCUGAAGUUGUUUAAAACUGCUCUAGAAGAAGAAAUAAAUUCUAAAGUAGAUCAGAUUCAGGAUAUUGUCACAGGAAAUCCUACUGUCAUAAAAAUGGUGGUUAGCUUCAAUCGAGGUGCACGAGGGCAGAAUACAUUGCGUCAGCUGUUGUCAUCAGUGGUAAAGGACAUAAUGGAUGACAAAUCCCUAGUCAUCAAUACAAGUCCUGUGGAAGUGUACAAAGCAUGGGUAAACCAGCUGGAAAUGCAAACUGGAGAGGCCAGCAAAUUACCCUAUGAUGUAACAACAGAACAAGCCUUGACACACUCUGAAGUAGUGAAUCGACUAGAAUCGUCAAUUCAGAGUCUUAGAGCAGUAACAGAUAAAGUCCUUGCCUCCAUAUUCUCAUCUCUGAACUUAAUGCCUUAUGGAUUGAGAUAUAUAGCCAAAGUUCUGAAGAACUCACUUCAUGAGAAAUUCCCAGAUGCAACAGAAGAUGAGCUGUUAAAGAUUGUUGGAAAUCUCCUGUACUAUCGGUUUAUGAAUCCAGCUAUUGUUGCACCUGAUGGUUUUGACAUCAUUGAUAUGACAGCUGGAGGACAGAUACAUUCUGAUCAGAGGAGAAAUUUAGGUUGUGUAGCCAAAGUCCUUCAACAUGCUGCAUCAAAUAAUCUCUUUGAAGGGGAAAAUGCUCAUCUCUCAUCAAUGAACAGUUAUCUAUCCGAAACAUACGAGAAAUUCAGAAAUUUUUUUCAAGCAGCAUGUGUGGUUCCCGAACCUGAAGAAAAAUUCAAUAUUGAUGAAUAUUCUGAUAUGGUGACUCUUAGUAAGCCAGUAAUAUAUAUAUCUAUUGAAGAAAUUAUCAACACCCAUUCACUAUUGUUAGAACAUCAGGAUGCCAUUGCUCCAGACCAAAAUGAUGUCUUAAAUGAACUCUUGCAAGGGUUGGGGGAAGUUCCAGAUGUAGACACUUUUCUUGGGGAAGGAGCUAUUGAUCCCAAUGAUCCUAACAAGGAAAAUACUUUAAAUCAGCUUGUUAAAACAGAAAUUUCUCUUUCAUUGACCAAGAAAUAUGAUUUACGAGAAGGGGAAGAACAAGACAUUAAGGGCCUAAUGAUAAAAACAAAAAGGCUAAUUAUUGAUAUAAUACAAGCUCAGCCUGGGGAGUCACUUGCAAAAAUUCUGGAAACACCAGCCUCUGAACUUCAGGAAGCUGAACACAUGAAAAUAAUAGAGAAACGUGCAAUUUUAGAUUCUAAAACACCAGAGAAAAUGAAACAUAGUCGAUCUAUUCUUGAAGAAGGGCAGUUACCAUUAGAACAAAAGAAAAGGAAAAUCCAGAGAAACCUGCGAACAUUGGAACAAGUUGGAUUGGUUUCAUCUGAAAACAAGUAUCAAGAAAUCAUCAAUGAAAUAGCCAAGGAUAUCAGAAAUCAAAGAAGAUACAGACAACAUCGAAAAGCAGAGUUGAUAAAACUUCAGCAGACACUGAAUGCACUCAAUUCCAAGAAAGCUUUUUAUGAAGAUCAAAUAAAUUAUUACAAUACCUACAUUAAAACAUGUUUAGAUAAUUUGACAAGAAAAAAUUCACGAAGAUCUAUUAAAUUAAAUGGAAAGCAAGAGGAGAAAAGAAACAAACUGAAGAAUAUUUCACUGAAAUACACGGCAGCAAGACUAUAUGAAAAGGGAGUUAUUCUAGAAAUCGAUGAACUUCAGCCUAAUCAAUUUAAGAAUGUGAUGUUUGAAAUUACACCUGGUGAAGAAGUGGGUGACUUUGACAUUAAAGCUAAAUUCUUAGGUGUGGAGAUGGAAAAAGUACAGCUCCAUUUUCAGGACUUGCUUCAAAUGCAAUAUGAAGGUGUUUCUGUAAUGAAAAUGUUUGAGAAAGCUAAAGUGAAUGUGAACCUCCUGAUUUUUCUGCUGAACAAGAAAUUCUAUGGAAAAUGAUUCACUACAUUUUGUUUCAAUCAAGUUCCAGUUCUGUCUGUAGCCUAAAUAUUUGAAUCUAUUAUACAACAGAUCUUUCUUCAAGGCAGCCCAGAAGAAAAAUUACUUGUGUGCCUUUUUCAUCCUUUGAUAAUAUAAUAUAAUAAAAUAAGAAUCUACGAAUCAGCUUAAAACACUUCCUGAUUUCUGUGGUGUUGGUAUUCAAUUAAAGAUAAGAUCAAGUGACAUCCAAACGUAUGUCUGAUUUUAAAAAUAUGGACAUUUGAACAGCAUAUAUAGAAAUCUUACCUCAGUAAAAUUAUAUACUUGUAAAUCAAUAUCAAGUACAGUUUUCCUUAUUCAUAGGAAAAACAAUUUCUAAUAUGAACCUCUAAAGAAUAGCUUUGGCAAAUAUUUCUUAAGUGCUAUUUUUCCAGAAGCCUGUCAAUUGUAAAGUGAAUUAUUGUACAAUUUAAAGUUUUAUAAGUAAUAAUGAAUUUAACAUUUACUGUAUAAAAUAUAUAUUUUGCAAUUCAUUCCUAUUAAAAAUGCACUACUGCCUCAGUAAAAUCUAUACACAGCCUUUUAAUAUAAGUGUAAAGAAGUAAUUGGAAUAGUGAUCUGUUUUUUGCAGUGUAUCUGAGGUAUUUUAAAUAAAUUGUGCCUGUCUUUUUUGUAAGAAAACAAAAAAUUCACAAAUAAAAUGCAAUAAAUCUUAAUCUGGUUAA
Messenger RNA from Crotalus tigris (Tiger rattlesnake), 7334 nucleotides. RefSeq names its product IQ motif containing GTPase activating protein 2 (gene IQGAP2). NCBI's taxonomy places the organism in Eukaryota, Metazoa, Chordata, Lepidosauria, Squamata, Viperidae. Gene Ontology annotation, biological process: regulation of actin cytoskeleton organization; regulation of GTPase activity. Bases 1963 to 6627 code for a protein of 1554 amino acids. Gene Ontology annotation, molecular function: actin filament binding; GTPase activator activity; calmodulin binding. The transcript is spliced from 35 exons. The record is from RefSeq and is a predicted model, not a curated record. Gene Ontology annotation, cellular component: cytoplasm.